GUUUUUGUGUUUUACUUUCAAGUUUUGUUUGACGUAAGUUUUGUUGGGCGCUCACUUUUCUUUUGACCUUCACAUGAAACAGUAAUGAAGCAGAAUUGACAGGGUGGAUUAUUUUAUUAAUUCCCGCUGCUUUUAGAGAUCGUAGAGACUAGCUUGUUUUGCUAGCUGACGAACAGGAAUAAUGAAGACUUCCAACGUUAAUGUAAUGGAUCUGUUUGAAAAAGGAAAAGUUCUUCAAAUAUGCGCUCCGAUGGUUCGAUAUUCAAAGCUGGCUUUCAGAUCCUUGGUGAGGAAGUAUAACUGUGACGUUUGCUUCACCCCGAUGAUUGUUGCAGCAGAUUUUCUGCGAUCUGUCAAAGCCAGGGACAGUGAAUUCACUACCAAUGAAUCUGACCGACCUCUGGUAGUGCAGUUUGCUGCACAUGAUGCCCAAACACUGACCGAUGCAGCCCUUGCAGUAGCACCGUUCUCAGAUGGAGUUGAUCUCAACUGUGGCUGCCCCCAGAGGUGGGCUAUGUCAGCUGGAUAUGGUGCAUGCCUUAUCAACAAACCUGAACUGGUAAAAGACAUGGUCAGGCACGUCCAGAACCAGGUGGACAAUCCAAACUUCACAACAUCAAUUAAAAUCAGGAUUCACAAGGAACUGAGGCGCACAGUGGAUCUAUGUCAGAAGGCUGAAUCAGCUGGCGUCUCAUGGAUCACAGUACAUGGUCGCACGGCAGAUGAACGCCACCACCCUGUUCACUACGAUGCCAUAAAGAUCAUCAAAGACAGUGUGUCCGUACCCGUAAUUGCCAAUGGUGACAUAAAGUAUCUUCGUGAUGUAGAGUCCAUCCAGCAGCUCACUGGUGUCGAUGGUGUGUUUGUGGAGAUGACGCUUCAGUGGACUGCAGUGGCAACCUUCCUUUACGCGGAAAUCGGCGUUCUCGUCAUCCUGUGUUUGCCGUUCAUCUCUCCUCGGAGAUGGCAGCGCAUUUUUCACCUGAGGAUCUGGAACAGUGUGGCGAGGUUCUGGAACAGGGUGUUUCUCACCAUGAUCAUAAUCCUCAUCGUCCUCUUCCUUGAUGCGGUGCGAGAGGUGCGGAAAUAUUCCUCUCCGGACAUCAGCAGAGAUGCUAAGCUGCAGCCGAACAUGUACGACCACCUGCACAUGAAGCUGUUCAGAGCGCAGAGGAAUUUGUACAUCUCUGGGUUUGCUGUUUUCCUCUGGCUGGUUAUGAAGCGGGUUAUCACAUUGAUUAAUGAACUGGGAAGUGUGUACGUUACCACCGCCGCCCUGCAGGUGCAGGCUGACACCGCUAACCAGACAGCCGAGAAAUACAGGGAGGACAAUGAACUACUGAAGAAGACGCUGAUGGAUGGCAAAGGUGACAAGGCCACAGCGGAGGGCAUGGAGCUGCUGAGAAAGGAGGUGGAGGAACUGAAAGAAGAACUGAAGACUGCAGGAGAUGCUCUGAAGAACUCUGAGUCAGAGGCAGACAUCAUGAAGAAGCAGAUGGGAGGUCUCGCUCGAGAGUACGACAGACUGCUGAAGGAACAUCAGGCGCUUCAGAAUCUUCACGAUGGUGGACAAAAAAAGGACGACUAGUCGCUGUAAAAUACAAAACAUUGAACUGCUGACACAGAAGUGAGGC
Thalassophryne amazonica is the source of this 1634-nucleotide messenger RNA. RefSeq names its product tRNA-dihydrouridine(20a/20b) synthase [NAD(P)+]-like. The record is from RefSeq and is a predicted model, not a curated record. NCBI's taxonomy places the organism in Eukaryota, Metazoa, Chordata, Actinopteri, Batrachoidiformes, Batrachoididae. Gene Ontology annotation, biological process: tRNA processing. Gene Ontology annotation, molecular function: flavin adenine dinucleotide binding; tRNA dihydrouridine synthase activity. Bases 182 to 1588 code for a protein of 468 amino acids. The transcript is spliced from 12 exons.